AUGGCGGCAAGGGGAAUAAUCGUCCUGCUCCUAGCGACCUUGACCCUGAAAGAUGGCCAGUGUAGCACUAGGUACUUCGUGAAGAUGAGGACGAACGCCUCCGAGCUGUUCAAAACGAAGGGAGAUCAUUCGAGGGUACUUGUCGCGCCGAUCGCGGCCACCCACAGUCCAUUGUAUGAUGAAACAAAGGCUGCCUUUCAGGACGAUGGCCAGAGGAUGAUCAAGGACUAUCCGAGGAACGUGGACGAGCCUAAGAACGCGUUCGAGACCUCCACCUUCAAUCCAGACGUGCUGAACAAAUUUCUGGAAGAGUACGCCAGCAAAAUUAAGAGCAGCACGGAGAAGUAUCAGAGGUAUCCGUUUAGGAUCGUCAAACCUAACGAAGCUCUGGCACUCGAAGUGGACGAGCAGACUACUCAGGCCAGCAGCACGAAUUACGAACAGGUUACGAAGUACGAAGAGGACACUAAUAACUCGACUCAAUCCACCGUGGAUGGGUUAAGUGAAACUUCGAACGACACCCUGAAGAGGAACAAAUACUAUGGAGCAAAUUCAUACGAAGACAGGAAUGGCUGGGUCACAUUAGAGGCAAUUCCAUGGUCCAAGAGCAAAAUUUCCAAGUGGCAGGCGACGCCAAGUACGCAACGACCAUGGCCGGAAGUGAAACCUUGGGACAAUAAGCCAGGCAUAGGGAAACCUUGGGCCUCAGACUAUUCCGUGAGGCCAAUCUACGAGAACAAUAAACCAUGGUAUGAGAAGCCAAAGCCAACUUGGCCAGAAACCAGCAACGAAAAGCCUUGGCAAAAGCCAACAACACGGCCCUCCUUUUAUUCAGAGAAGCCUGAGGAAUCUCAGGCUCAAAAAUGGCCUCCAGAGAGGCCAUCUUGGAACAAGUACUCAGAUCGACCCAAUAGCGACAUAAUCACAGACAAUCGUCCAGCUAAUUUUCCAAAUAACUGGAACAGACCUCAGCCAACGAAACCAAGCUAUCAGUUCCUGGACAAGUACCCUGAGAAAAAUCAAGCCGAAGAAAAUAACGAUUGGCAUGAUUUUCCAACGAGAUUCGACGAUCGUUUACGACCUUCUACCGAGAGGCCAGGAUUUUCACAAUACCAGUACGUGAACAAUCAUCCUCAGAGCUAUCCUGGAAACGGAGAUGGUCAGUGGGUACUAUUAUCUACGAAUAGAGGAUACUCGAAGUCCAGACAGAGAUCUAUGAAGACAGAGCCAGUAGAGAACGCUACAAAAAGUGUGGCUGUACGUGGGGAAGAGCCUGAUCCAGCGAUCGCUGUGAUGACGUCCAAGAGACAGGUCAGGUUGACGGUGUUACCGUCGAUAAACGGCACGAAUACGACGACGUCGCAUGGAGGACUCUUAGAAGUGGAGAAGACAUUCAAAAGCGUGGAUCAGAGUCGAAAAGAGUACGAAAUGGAGAAGCAUACACUACCUACGAUCCUGAAAAAGAGACCAAUCAGAAACACAUUGGGAAAUCAGGCAUCUAGCUCUGCUGUCCUGGCUGCUGUUGGUGCAGGAAUAUUACCGGCAACAAUGGCGAUGAUGAUACCCAUGAUUCUUGGCCGUCGCAAGAGGGACUUGAUGGCUUCCGGUUUGAGACUGCUCGAUCACCGCGAUGAUUCAGUAACGAAUAUUCACCGUCUCGCGAUAGAAAGUCGAGCUCGUGGAAGAAGGCAAAGAUAG
Messenger RNA from Habropoda laboriosa, 1698 nucleotides. RefSeq lists its product as uncharacterized. NCBI's taxonomy places the organism in Eukaryota, Metazoa, Arthropoda, Insecta, Hymenoptera, Apidae. The record is from RefSeq and is a predicted model, not a curated record. Bases 1 to 1698 code for a protein of 565 amino acids. The transcript has 5 exons.